AUGAUAACAACACAUUCAACGGGAUAUAAUUCUGUUCCGAAAUCGGCUGCCAUUGGUGAUUUCGACCAUGAUAAUCAUUCAGAUAUUGCUAUUGUUAAUUAUGCCACUAAUAAUAUUCUUAUUCUGACUUCAUAUGCCAUUCAUCCUCGCACGCAUCGACUGACAUAUUCAACUGGCGUUAAUUCUCUACCAAAUUCUAUCGUUGUUGAUGAUUUCAAUAGCGACAAUCAAUCGGAUGUUGCUGUUGUUAAUGUAAGAGGCAGAAGUUUCAAUGUAUUCCUCGGACUCGGUAAUGGAACCUUUGAAAAUCAAAAACUAUAUUUCAUUGAAAAUAAUUCUAUACCAGAAUCCAUUGCUGUUGGUGAUUUUAAUAAAGAUAAUAAUCUUGACAUUGUCGUUGGCAUAUACAGCAUAAGCGCAAUUAGUAUUUAUCUAGGAAAUAGUAAUGGAACCUUUAAGCAAGCAAAUAUCUAUCAGAUGGAAGGUUCUUAUCCUAUUACAGUAGCUGUAGGGGACUUCAAUAACGACAGCAAUCUUGAUAUAGUCACCGCUAUUUAUGGUUCUAAUCAUGCAGGUGUUUUUCUUGGACUUGGUAAUGGAACUUUUACAAUGAUCAAAACAUAUGCACCUGAAAGUGAUUUAGAGAUGAAUUCUGUUGCUGUAGGCGAUUUCAAUAAUGAUAAUUUACUAGAUUUUGUCUUGGCACGUUAUCAACGUUGCAUAAUUAGUAUACAUCUUGGAUACGGCAACGGAUCGUUUCGUAUUUCAAUGAUCAUUUCAACUGGUAAUGAUUACCCAAGUAGUAUUGCUAUUGGAGAUGUAAAUAGUGACACACGACUUGAUCUCAUAGUUGCUAAUCCUUAUUCUUCAAGUAUAGAUAUAUUUUUGGGAUAUGGAAAUGGAAUAUUUGGAAAAAGAAGCAUUUAUUUGACUGGUCCUGGCUCUCUUCCGUGGUCUAUUGCUCUUGGCUACUUGAAUAACGACACUUUCCUAGAUAUUGCAAUUACGAAUGGAUGGUAUAAUAAUAUCGGUAUAAUAAUGGGAUAUGGUAAUGGAACGUUUGGAGUACAAAAUAUGUUUUCGACUGGAUUUAAUUCGUUACCAAAUUCAAUUGCCUUUGGUGAUUUUAAUAAUGAUAAUCAGUUGGAUAUUGUAGUCAGCAGCAGGGAUGCAUAUAAUUUUCAUGUGUUUCUCGUAUCUUACUAUGCAGAUUUUACAAAUGAAAUUUCACUAUUAACUGAUUCUAGUUCCCGUCCAUAUUCAAUUGUUGCUGAUGAAUUCAAUCAAAAUAAUCAUUUGGAUUUGGUUGUUACCAAUUCAGGAACUGAUAAUGUACAAAUAUUUCUGGAUUACGAAAAAGAAACUUUUAUGAAUACGUCUAUGUAUUCAACUGGUUUUGGUUCUCAUCCAUGGUAUGUAAUUACUGCCGAUAUUAAUAAAGACAGUCAUCGUGACAUUGUUGUGGCCAAUCUUUGGAAUAAUAAUAUAAAUGUAUUUUUUGGCUUUGGUAAUGGGACGUUCAAUGAACAAACUGUACAUUCAACAGGCUCUGACUCUUUUCCGCAUUCGAUUGCCGUAGGUAAUUUUAAAAAUUAUGGUUGGAUGGAUGUUGUUGUUGCUAAUUAUGGUAAAGAUAAUAUAGGAGUAUUUCUUGGAUUUGAUUAUCCAACAUUCAUAAGUUAUACCAUUCGUUUAAAUACACGCAUUUUAGUUCCCUUGCAUAUUAUUGCAGCUGAUUUUAAUAGUGAUUAUCGAUGGGAUAUUGUAGUCUCUAACGCAGAUGCUGACACUGUCAGUGUACUUUUAGGAUAUGGAAAUGGGACUUUUAUCUACUAUAGAUCAUAUUCUACAGGUUUCACUCCAGCAGUAAUGGCUGUUGCUGAUUUCAACAAUGACAAUAAACUCGAUAUUGCUGUCACUAAUACACAAGGUUACAGUAUAAGCAUAUUUCUAGGACAUGGUAAUGGAACAUUUGCACAACAAAUGUUAUAUUCGACAGGCUCUUCAUCUCCAUUUUAUAUUGCCGUUGGUGAUUACAAUCAAGAUAAAAAUCCGGAUUUCGUUGUUGCCAACAGAGAAAGCGAUUGUAUUGGUAUAUUUUUAGGACAUGGUAAUGGAACUUUCUCAAACCAAAUAACAUAUUCGAUGCCAAAUGGAUCAUCACCAAAUUGCAUUGCCGUUUAUGAUUUCAAUAACGAUGGCAUACUAGACUUAGCUGUUGUCAACCGAGGUAGAAACGAAAUUAGCAUACUUUUAGGAUAUGGUAAUGGUCUUUUUAAAAAUCUGGCAACAUAUUCAACCGGAGUUGGUUCUAUUCCAUAUUCAAUUGCUAUUGGAGACUUAAAUAAUGAUGGCUCAAUGGAUUUUGCGGUCGUUAAUCAGGGCAGUAAGAAUGUUGGCAUAUUUUUUGGAUAUGGUAAUGGUACAUUUUCAUCGCAAACAACACUAUCGACUAGUUCUGAAUCUAUUUUGUUUAUGAUUGUCAUCGCUGAUUUGAAUGAUGACAAAAUACUUGAUAUUGCUGUUUCUCAUGUAGAUAAUGGUAAUGGCAGUAUUAGUGUGCUUUAUGGAUAUGGCCAUGGCAAGUUCACAAUACUAAUGACCUAUUCAAUUGAGAUCAGUUUAUAUCCGUCGGCUUUUGUGAUAUGUGAUUUUAACAAUGACAGUAGAGUAGAUUUGGCUAUCGUCAAACCUAAUAGUGCUAGUAUAAUAGUAAUGCUUCGAGAUAAGAGUACACCUUUCCCAACUCAGACAACGUUUUCAACUGGCUAUGCUUCUUCUCCUGCUUCAGUUACCAUUGGUGAUUUCAAUAAUGAUGAUCACUUAGAUAUUGCAGUAGCCAAUUCUGGUACGCACAAUAUCGGUAUUUUUCUCGGAUACGGUAAUGGAACAUUUAGUGAGCAGAGAACAUAUACAACUGGUCUCCUUUCUGCUCCGAAUACGAUUGCUGUCAGUGACUUUAAUAAUGAUCAUCAGUUAGAUAUUGUUGUUUCGAAUUUUGGCACGAGUAGUAUAGGCAUUUUCUAUGGAUAUGGCAACGGGAAUUUUUCAGUUAUGACAAACUAUUCAACUGGAAUUGGUUCUUCUCCAUACUCGAUAGCAGUUGCUGAUUUGGACAAAGAUAAUCGAUUGGAUAUUGUUGUUGCUGAUCGUGGUACCAAUAAAAUAGUUGUCUUUUACGGUUUAGAUAACGGAAUUUUUGGAAAUCUAGCGUCAUAUCCAAUAUAUUAUAAUUCUCGACCUUCAUUUGUAAGUAUUGCGGAUUUCAACAAUGAUAGUUGGUUAGAUAUUGCUGUCGCUAGUUAUGGUACAGACCAUGUAGACAUUUUUUUACAAGUAUGUUAA
Molecule: messenger RNA, 3345 nt
Organism: Rotaria sp. Silwood2
Lineage: Eukaryota; Metazoa; Rotifera; Eurotatoria; Philodinida; Philodinidae
Source: the annotation of a GenBank genome assembly